Messenger RNA from Periophthalmus magnuspinnatus, 3121 nucleotides. RefSeq lists its product as uncharacterized. The coding region runs from base 120 to 2909 and encodes 929 amino acids. Lineage: Eukaryota; Metazoa; Chordata; Actinopteri; Gobiiformes; Gobiidae. The record is from RefSeq and is a predicted model, not a curated record. Gene Ontology annotation, biological process: regulation of translational fidelity. Gene Ontology annotation, molecular function: tRNA binding; nucleotidyltransferase activity; double-stranded RNA binding. The transcript has 9 exons. Gene Ontology annotation, cellular component: cytoplasm.
AGGAGCACCACCAGCACCACAGGAGCACCACAGGAGCACCACAGGAGCACCACAGGAGCACCACAGGAGCACCACAGGAGCACCACAAGAGCACCACAGCAACAAGCACCACCAGCUCCAUGAGUGAAGAGCAGCAGCCACUGCACCUCUCUGUGGGCAUCCUCACCAUCUCCGGAGGUUCUCUUCUGUUCCUCGUGAAUAACUACGCCUCUGGCUCUAAUGGACAGUAUGGUUCUACAUAUGCAGAGUCCGGCCCCACUCUCGUCCCUCGCUCUGCCGUGGGGAUCCUGCUCCUCAUCCUCGCUCUGCUCUUGGCUUAUGCAGCUCUCAGUGGCCGUCGGAGCCGUGCGCAGCUGUUUUCCACGGUGUGUUUGACCGUCUCGUCGCUGUGGUUCAGUUUGGGGCUGGUCUUCAUCGUCACGCAGCAGAACGAGCUCAGUUUCUUGUCUCCUGGUUUGGCUGCGUUUAGCUUAGGCCUGUUUCUCAUCGGCUUUGUCGCAUUUUUAGCAAAGAAAGUGAUUUUAACCAUCAUAUCCAUUAGCAUUAGCUUAGCGUGUGCUCAUCAGAUCGCCGGUUUGAGCAUCCCAGGUUUUGGCCGCACCUCCGUCGCCGCCUUUUACCUCCUCGUUGUUCUUGCAGGGGUUUAUUUUGGCGUCGACCGUUUACUUUCUUUCAUCACUGGGGGUAAAGGGAAGUUCCCGGGAGCAGGUUUAAAAGACGCGAGUGUCGUGGUGAAGUCCGAGCGCGGUUUAAGCGGCUCUGACGUGACUGUCGUAGGUUUGGUGUUGAACUUGGUCUCCGCCGCCGUGCUGUCCGGUCCUGUGGUCGGUCUGGAGCUUCACCCCGCCCUCAUCUGUUGGUCGUGGACGGCCGCGUUGUUCCAGUCGGGCGUUUGUGUUCUCCUCUUCAGGGCGAUGGAUCCUCUGGCAGCCCUUUUUUUUGCUUUCAUGGCGUUGCUCAGAUUUGCAGAGGGAUUCUUGAUUCUCUCGAGUGAACCUCUGAGCGUGUCUCCUGUCCUCUGCUCAGCCGCCGCCUCCGUCCUGUUUUUCAUCCUCGCUCUGUUUAGUUGCUCCAAAAGCCUUUUCCAUGGGUUCUACUCGCUGUUCUUUACGGUUUACUGUAUAACCAUCGCAGCCAGGUCUUCCAAAGCCGCGCAGGGCGUCCAAGUCGCUAUAAUCAUCGUAACAGCAGGUAUGAUUUUAAUGGAGUCUUUCAAUAUGACGCCAUGUUUCAAAAUCCAUAAAAAACAGGGAUAUUUCAAGUCAUUAUUAAACCGGGUCAAAUGUGUGACUCUGAAAGCCAAUGACAAACACCAAAAUGCGCCUCAUCUGGGGUUUUCCAAAUACGCAGACGCUGAAGUCUUGGGCCAUGCUUGUAGCGUGUUAGCGGCGUUCGCGCUCCUGGAUGGACACAUUAGCUCUGCGUAUUUACUUCUGCUCCCCGUGGUUGUGGGCGUGGGGCUGCUUCAGUUACUCUGCGGAUCGGUGGCGUUCUCUCGAGGGAAAACGUUUGAGAGUACCGUUUUUUUCCUCUACGCGGUGUUGUGGCUUUUCUGGGGGUUGGUCAGAUAUAGCGACCUCUACAGGGACGUGAGGGGGUUUAACGUCGCCGUGGGGAUCGUCAGUUUGUUGUUGUUUAACUCGCUGGUGACAGUCGCCGCCUUGUUUCUCAGCGUGGCCUGGUUCGCGUACACUCUCAGCUUCCAGUUCAUCAUUCUUAGUUUCCUGCUGGAUGCAUUGGGGUUUCUGCCGUUCGGUUACGACAUCGCCGCGUCCGUCGUCUUCGGUCUGGUCAGUUUGUAUUGCUUUUUGGCCCAGAUGUUUAGCAGCACGUUGGAGUCGCCUCAGAUUCCUUUGGGGAAGCCCAUCGCUAAGCUGAGCGGAGUCGGCGGCGGCGCUGACGUCUGCCCACAUGUCCCUGCGCGAAAGGCAACGUCUGUGGAGCGGAUAGCAGAUAUCAUGAAGAACGGCGGCGUGUGUGGGAUGCCUACAGACACGGUGUAUGUGCUCGUAGCAGCGUGCAGCCGCCCUGACGCCGUCGUAAAAGCCUACAAGGUGAAGAAACAGGCAGAGGACAGACCCAUGUCCAUGUGGAUCUCCUCCAUCAAACAGCUGGAGCCCGUGCGACACCUGCUGAGCCCCCUGCUGGUGGACUUUAUGGAGGCGGCGUGGCCCUCGUCCAUCAGCAUGGUCAUCCCUCGAGGUCCGUGGAUGGAUGUUUUUGGUUUGGGGGACGCGGCCAAACAUAUCGGGACGCCACAAAGCAUCGCCAUCAGAAACCCCGACUGUGCGGUCGCCACUCACCUCAUGAACCUGGUCGGGCCCAUCGCAGUGACUUCAGCCAAUCCGACGGGAGAAGCCGACACGACGCAUCACAACCAGGUUUACGCCAAGCUGGGAAACAAGGUGGACGGGGUGUUGUGUGACGGGCCGUCUCCUGAGAACAUCGCCUCGACUGUGGUGGACUGCACGAAGAUCGAGUCCGGGCAGAUCGGCUUCUUCAGAGUCGGGCUCAUUCCUAAGUCAAAGGUUCUGCAGAUUUUUGAGGACGUCCAGAAGCGACACAAACGGGGACAGACCAAUCCAGCGUUUGAUUAUGACGUUCACCUUCCUGAAACGGGACAGUUCUGCAGAGAGAGCGGGGACAGCAGCACCGAGUCAGGGCGGGGCUCGGACUGCUCCUGCCCCUACGCCUCAGGGCAGGGGUCAGAAGACUGCGCUCCUUAUGCUUCAGGACAGGGGUCAGAAGACUGCGCUCCUUAUGCUUCAGGACAGGGGUCAGAAGACUGCGCUCCUUAUGCUUCAGGGCAGGGGUCAGAAGACUGCGCUCCUUAUGCUUCAGGGCAAGGGUCAGAAGACUGCGCUCCUUAUGCUUCAGGGCAGGGGUCAGAAGGGGUCAUGGAUUUCUGACCUCAGUCCAGUGAAGAUCCUGGAGUCGUCCUGAUGAUUUAUUAAUUAACACAAAAAACAAAACUGAAAAUCUGCACUGCUCAUUAUUUAUUUCUGAAUUUUUAUUUAUGUUUGUAACUUACACUUUAAAAUAAAUGAAUUAAAAGACACAGUUUUAUUUGAAAUGCAGGUUUUAUUACAGAAUCGACUCAUUUUGUUUCAUAUUUUUCUCA